AACAUUUAUUGAGUGAUAUUAAUAAAUUAUUAACUAUUAAAAUUGCUUCGUAGUAUUUUUAAGUGAUAGUUCAGUGUUUGGGGAAGAAAAUAAAAUAGUUUUUUAAAGUGAUCAUAAAAGUAAAUAUAUCGGAACUGUAAGUGAAUAGAAAAAUGAACCUUUUAAACUAAUUAUGAUUGAAACAAGUGAUAUCCUAAUAGGAAAUAAUGAAACAAGUACGUCACCGGACGAGUUCCCGAUAAACACGACGACUAGUGGCAAGACGUUUGACAAUGUAACAAAUUUUAAAACUAAAUGGACAGACAUCAGUGCAAUAUGUUCGUCGAGCUCGUCCUCCGAAGACUUUCUAUCUUCUACUACAUUUCAAAUAUGCGUAUACUUUAUGUACAGCGCAGUUUUUGUGGUGGCACUUAUAGGGAACGGACUCGUUUGCUUCGUUGUGCAAAAUUCACCGCGAAUGAAAACUGUCACAAACUAUUUCAUUGUUAACUUAGCGGUUGGAGAUAUUUUAAUGACAUUAUUUUGUGUUCCUUUUUCGUUUGUAUCGAUGUUGAUACUUCGGUACUGGCCGUUUGGUUCUAUAAUGUGUAAAAUAGUGAAUUAUUCUCAAGCUGUAUCGGUGUUUGUUAGUGCGUAUACUCUAUUAGCUAUUUCGAUAGAUAGAUACAUGGCUAUAAUAAGACCUCUACGUCCUCGAUUGGGGAAGACGAGCGCCAAGUUGGUCGUAGUCGGCGUGUGGUGUGGAGCCUUGGCCACCGCUGGACCGAUUCCUAUCGUGUCUGAAAUUCAAAGACCUACUGAUUGGCAUCAAAUUUGUAAAGCAGACAUAUGCCUUGAGCGAUGGAGCAAUCCAGACCAGAGCCACCAAUACACGUGCGCGCUAAUGGUUCUACAGUUUCUCAUACCGCUGAUGGCGCUAGUGUGCACGUACGCUCGCAUUGCACACGUGGUCUGGGGAGGCAGACCUCCCGGCGAGGCGCUCUCUGAACGUGAUACAAGAAUGCAACAUUCGAAAAGAAAGAUGGUGAAGAUGAUGGUGACGGUGGUAGCGGUGUUCAUAACGUGCUGGUUGCCACUCAACAUUUUCAUUGCAAGUAUUAUGGACGGUUCAUGAAAAGGACGAGAAAUGGGCGACGUGGGCCGGAAUGCCGUACGUUUGGUUCGCGAGCCAUUGGCUUGCUAUGUCGCAC
Molecule: messenger RNA, 1190 nt
Organism: Papilio machaon (common yellow swallowtail)
Lineage: Eukaryota; Metazoa; Arthropoda; Insecta; Lepidoptera; Papilionidae
Gene: NGR-A22
Product: RYamide receptor
Exons: 5
Coding region: 173-1114 (313 amino acids)
Biological process (GO): neuropeptide signaling pathway
Cellular component (GO): membrane
Molecular function (GO): neuropeptide receptor activity
Source: RefSeq, a predicted model, not a curated record